AUGUCUUUCGUUCCAUCUGAAGUUCGCCUGGAUCAUCGAUUUUUGGAGUGGGACAAACAGUGGAUAUUCCAGAGAUUGCCAAAGGUAGAACUAUCAAAAAAUUGACUUACUGAUUUUUGUUGUUGCAGGACGAGGUUAUUAUUCCACGAGAUCUUGAGCCGGAUAUCGAAGCAGAUUCCAUUCCAGGAAACGUUCGACACGAUAAUCAAAACGACAAUCAGAACACUUGGCAAGAAACAGGAAUCGAUCAGAUUCAAAUGGGCCCAAUCUCUGAACAAAAUAACAUUCCACAAGCAUAA
Messenger RNA from Caenorhabditis angaria, 299 nucleotides. The record is from the annotation of a GenBank genome assembly. Lineage: Eukaryota; Metazoa; Nematoda; Chromadorea; Rhabditida; Rhabditidae.